UGCCGCAUGCGCUUACAUGCUUCAUGAUUUGUUUACAUUUUAGAAGCAGUCCUUGUCAUUAAUAAAACGUUUUUAGAGUGUUUUUUUUAGAAUGUAAUUUUUUAUGUGUCCUCAAACAAAAAACAAGUGAAAGUGAUGAGUACCAAACCAAGAUUUCUAGCACCAGGUGAUAAUAUCUGGCAAGAGGAUAAAGCUGAUAUUGAUGCACAUGUCUCCACUCAAUUUGUUUACAAUGCAAAUAAUUCAUUGUCUCUUGAUGUUCAGCGCAAAAGAUUGCCCAUAUUUAAAGUAAAAAAUCACAUACUUUAUUUACUUGAAAAGUAUCAAACACUGGUUCUUGUUGGAGAAACAGGAUGUGGGAAAAGUACGCAAGUUCCACAAUAUCUAUUGGAGGCAGGAUGGAGCGCGGACGGCAAGAUAAUCGGCAUAACAGAGCCACGCAGGGUGGCGGCCACAUCGCUGGCAUCUCGGGUGGCUGACGAGCGAAACUGCAUACUGGGCGCGGAGGUCGGCUACGCCAUACGCUUCGACGAUUGUAACGACGAGACAACCAAGAUAAAGUAUAUGACGGAAGGGAUCCUAUUGAGAGAGAUGAUGGGAGAUCCGCUGCUCACCAAGUACAGCAUUAUAAUUUUGGACGAAGUUCACGAGAGAACGAUGCUCACCGACAUCAUCAUGGGUCUUUUGAAAAAGAUUCUCAAGAAACGCAGAAGCCUACGACUGGUCGUCUCGUCGGCGACGGUCGACGCCGAGGAAUUGCGCGACUUUUUCAAUUCUCGAAAGUCAUCGAGCAACGAGGACGACUUGGCGACGAUACUGAGCGUCGAGGGACGACUGCACCCGGUGGACGUGCACUACCUUGCCGAGCCAUGCGCCGAUUACGUCCAAGCUGUGGUCGACACGGCUCUGAAGAUUCAUCGGAGCGAGGAGCAGCAGCGAGGAGACAUCUUGGCCUUUCUCACGGGCAUGGACGAGGUCGACCGUGCUGUGUCGCUGCUCAAGGAACACGCCGAGAGAAUCGGUAUCGACAAACAAUUGAAACUUUUACCAUUGCCCAUGUACGGAUCGCUUCCUUACAAAGAUCAGUUGAGGGUUUUCCAGAGGGCACCGAACGACACGCGCAAAGUAAUCGUCGCCACCAACAUCGCCGAGACAUCUAUAACGAUACCAAACAUAACUUGCGUUAUUGACUGUGGAUUCGUGAAAUUGCCGUGGUUCGACGUCGAGACGCAGACCAACAGUCUGAUCGUGGCGCCGGUAUCGCAAGCCUCGGCCGAUCAACGGGCGGGUCGCGCGGGCCGCCACAGGCCCGGCAAGGCGUAUCGGCUCUACACGGAGGAGGCGUUCGCGGCUCUGCCGGUCGCCACGGCGCCGGAGAUGCAGCGAUCCGACCUCGCGCCCGCUGUGCUGCAGCUCAAAGCCCUGGGAAUCGACAACGUUUUGCGCUUCAAUUUUCCCGCGGCGCCGCCGAGCAAGAGUCUGCUGUCGGCUUUGGAACUGCUCUAUGGCUUGGGAAUCAUCGACGACGACGGACGACUGACCAAUCCACUCGGUAUGCUCAUCGCCGAGAUACCGCUCGAGCCGGUUUUUGCCAAAUGCCUCAUAGCUUCCGGUAAUAUGGGAUGUAGCGAGGAAAUAACUACUAUAUUGGCCAUGCUGCAGGUGCAAAAUGUUUUCAUUCGACCGGCCGGCGGUCAAGCUUCGAUCAAAGCUCGAAUUGCUCAUCGCAAGUUUGAGGUGGCCGAGGGUGAUUUGCUCACCUAUCUCAAUAUAUACACAGCAUAUGAAAAGAAUAAGACGCACUCUUGGUGUCAGCAAAAUUUUAUCAACUUCAAAGCCAUCAAACGAGCUACCGAGAUACGCACACAGAUGCGCAAGCUAAUAAAAAAAUUAGGACUACCCUUGCUCAAUUGUGGAAUCAACACAGAGCUUAUUUUACGAUGUAUAGCGGCAGGGCUGUUCCCUUAUGCCGCUUAUCUGCACUACACGGGGGUUUAUAGAACUGUGAGAGGAAACCGAGAUCUUCACAUACAUCCGAACAGUUGCUUGUACACGCUCGAACAACCACAGUGGGUAUUAUUUGGAGAAAUUCAACAAACUACAAAGGUGUACAUGCGGGAACUGACAGUUAUUAAACCAGAAUGGCUCGUGGAGCUUGCGCCGCAUUUUUAUCGAAGAACUGCCAUCGAUAAUGAUUGAAUUAGACUUGUGAUAAUUAACAAUGAUUAUGUACAAAAAGCAUUAAGGAAUAUUACAAUACUAUUUAUAAAAAA
Messenger RNA from Trichogramma pretiosum, 2273 nucleotides. RefSeq names its product probable ATP-dependent RNA helicase DHX35. Lineage: Eukaryota; Metazoa; Arthropoda; Insecta; Hymenoptera; Trichogrammatidae. Gene Ontology annotation, molecular function: RNA binding; ATP binding. The transcript is spliced from 10 exons. The record is from RefSeq and is a predicted model, not a curated record. Gene Ontology annotation, cellular component: intracellular anatomical structure; catalytic step 2 spliceosome. The coding region runs from base 136 to 2199 and encodes 687 amino acids.